Molecule: messenger RNA, 1113 nt
Organism: Meloidogyne enterolobii
Lineage: Eukaryota; Metazoa; Nematoda; Chromadorea; Rhabditida; Meloidogynidae
Source: the annotation of a GenBank genome assembly
AUGGGGGAAGCUGCUUUUGGAGAAGCUGACCCUUUUACAAGUACUGAUUUGUGCAAAAUGCUGGGACUAAUUGAUGUUCAAUUUGAAUAUAAUGAGGAGGACUUUGAAUAUAUUUCGUUUGAAAAGUCGUUCAAUGUUCGCUUUCGUCAACAAUUCCAAGAUAUGAAUCCAACAGCAAGUGUGCCAGUUGUUAGUGAUGUUAUGUCAUUAAAAUAUAAUGAAUUUCAAAAUAUGCGUGCUGGACGUGGCAAACAAUUAGCUAGUAAGAAAGUUGACCGAAUCGCAGGAUCUACUUCGAAUCCAGCAACUUCAAAAGAUUUACAACCAACGUCAUCUGGUGCUGGUUCUUCUGGACAAAUUAAAAAAGUGAAUAUGCUUUCUGGUAAGAAAGUUGUCCGAUUUGCUGAAUCUACUUCGAAUCCAGCAUCUUCAAAAGAUUUACAACCAACGUCCUCUGGUACUGGUUCUUCUAGUAAAAAAGUGACACCUCUAAAAAUUAGCCUGAAGAGAAAAAAUGAUGCUAACUCCAAUCAAGAAUUUGAAUCUCUUUUAAAAGAAGAUAAGAAAGUGAAGACAAAGGAGGAACACAAAAAAGAACGUGCCGAGGCCAAGAAAAAUAAGGAAUCGGAAAAACGAGAAAAAGAAGAAAAAUGGCAAAAAUUUUUUGAGGCUUGUUGUGAUAUACCUACAGAAACUAGGAAAAAAUAUGCUUCUGCGUUUGUGAAGCAAAGAAUACAGCCACAUCUUCUACCUGAUUUGGAUGAUCUUCUAAUACUUGAAGAAGAAGAGGAUGUUUAUAACCCCACAAAACCAAUUUUGUCGCCAGCUCCAGAUCGUCAUGAUAUUUAUCAUAUUAAAAUGCCUACUGGAGAGAGUACUUCAAAAAAAGCUAAAAAUGUUUUGGAAGUGGAUAAUGGCACUACUAAAACUAUGGUCGUAAAAGAUGCUUCUAGUACAUUGAUUGGACGUGGAAUAGUUGCAAAUGAGUCAGCUGAAAAUAAUCGAGUGAAUUUGGGGGUUGAAAUUCAGAAUGGGUCAAAAAAUGCUAAAAAUAUUUUGGAAGUGCAUAAUUGUCAGUAUAUAAAAAAUUUUGAUUUAUUGAAAAUUAAAUAA